AUGUACACAGUGGUGGCAGAGUUGUCAGAGAAUGCUCGUCAGCUCAGCGACGAGGAAAAGAUACAGGCUGAAUCAUGGGCGAGAAUAGAAAAUGAACAUAAGUCAGUUGUUGAUAAGCUUGUUGCGAGGGAACUAGAACUGCGAGGAAACAUUGACCAGCUUGCGGCAUGUUUGGAGAGACUUCAGGCGAAAAUCGAAAAAGCCACCAAGGAGUGUGAAGACUACCUACCCACGGCACCCGAGGUGGGAGAACAGUCUCACCACGACCAGCAGACACGUCGACAGGCCAAAGAAUCGAGCGUCGGACAGGCAGCAGAAAAGGUUGGGAUAAAAUCCAAGCUCUACGAAGAUGGGGAGUGGCAGCUCAAACAUACGCUCAUGGUAGAUGCUUCAGAGCCAUCAGAGCUGAGGCGAGUAGCGAGCAAGUAUAUGCGGACAGGGUAUGGGAUCUUUGAUAGCCAAAAUCGAGCACUGACUGCUCAAACAUGCUUUGAGCGAGUGAAGUCUGAUGGGACAAAUGUUAUGGCAGCUCAGAAUGUCUGGCAGCAGGGGGUGCUAGCCAUCCUUUGUGCCAGCGCUUGCACGUUCAUCUCUGUUGUCGCUCUCCUAGCCCCCGUCGUCCUGGCCGCCCCGCAGGCGAGUAAUGAAGGGGGCUGGAUCGCACUCCUCCAGGAACAGUGCAGUGAUAUGUCACAGCAGUGUCUUGAUAUUGCUAAGCAGGUCCAUGAGCCGCAGUUUGAUAUUAUUCAAGCUACAAAAGUUAUACCGGCCAUGUCGACUUGUACCCCAGCCUAUGUGGAAUGUAUCCAAAAGCUCUCACCCGACUCUGAUGUUUCUACUUUUACUCAGCCAGGCGCCAAUCAAGGAGGGCUCACUACAUGCCUCCUACAAAUUGCGCCUGAUCAUUUUAAGUACUUUCUCGACAAUGAUAGCGCUGAGAUACCGAUUCCGGCUCGCCAAAACUGUGCAUUGCGAGAGCUGCACCGCGAAGCGCACGUUCAACUGGGUCCCUUGGCCUAA
Molecule: messenger RNA, 1020 nt
Organism: Aspergillus pseudonomiae
Lineage: Eukaryota; Fungi; Ascomycota; Eurotiomycetes; Eurotiales; Aspergillaceae
Exons: 6
Coding region: 1-1020 (339 amino acids)
Source: RefSeq, a predicted model, not a curated record